GAGAUGGUCAAAGAUCUCAACUCCUUCUUCCGCGCCAUGGACUCUGAGGUCCAUCGGCACAGGAACGCGUUCAAGGUGGAGACGAUAGGGGCAGAGUACAUGGUGGCGUCCGGUGUGCCCGACAAGUGCUCGCGGCAUGCUCAGGUGCUGGCCCGCCUGUCCCUAUCACUGCAGCGAUGCGUAAAGGGGAUGACCUGGUCAUCUGGCAAGGAGGUGAGACUGAGGAUGGGGAUCCAUAGCGGCUGCUGCUUCGCGGGGAUCGCAGGCAGAGAUACGCCGAGGUUCCGUCUGUUCGGGGACACGGUAAACACGGCCGCAAGGAUGAAGAGC
Molecule: messenger RNA, 330 nt
Organism: Guillardia theta CCMP2712
Lineage: Eukaryota; Cryptophyceae; Pyrenomonadales; Geminigeraceae
Exons: 1
Biological process (GO): response to oxygen levels; cyclic nucleotide biosynthetic process
Cellular component (GO): guanylate cyclase complex, soluble
Molecular function (GO): guanylate cyclase activity
Source: RefSeq, a predicted model, not a curated record